AUGCAGUUUACCGACGAGGAAGCCGCUGGGGUGAAGCAGUGGGUGGUGAAGAAACUGGAGGAUAUCUCCGAUGCCGACUCCGAUGUACUUGCAGACUACGUUCUGGCGCUAAUCAGAUCUGACGCGCCAGAUGAUGAGAUUAGAAACACCUCUGUGGAAAAUCUGGAAGAUUUCCUACGCGAGCACACCAAGACCUUUGUCGAAGACCUCUUCUCGACCUUUGGCCCCAAGCCGUCUGCCCCUCCUGGACCGCAACCUCAUAUGCAGCCUCAGCACGCGAAUGCCGCACCCCAAUCGCAAGUUCCAGUCAAUGUCCCCACGGGCCCUAGAAACGAUGCCCCCGCCAACCGGAAACGGACGUUCGGAGAGGGAUUCCAGGGCGAGCCGGAGCGCGAUGACGGUUCGCUGCAGAACCGCGCGAUGAAAACUCCCCGGCGUGGGGGGCGCGGUGGUGGUCGUGGCGAUUUCAUGGGCCGUGGUAUGCAGCCUGGACAACAGUUCCCUCAGCAGCAACAGCAGCCGGGUGGGUUCCCCAUGAUGCCGGGGAUGCCAGGAUUCCCGCAGUUCGACCAGAACGACCCCAUGGCUGCAAUGAUGGCCAUGCAGGGAAUGGGAUUCCCCCAGAUGCCGGGAAUGCCUGGCAUUCCCGGUAUGCCUGGUGCACCUGGGCAGCCUGGUGGUGAGCAGAUGCCCAAGAGUAACGAGCGCUGUCCGAUGUAUGAGACACAGGGUAUUUGUUACCUUGGGAACAACUGCUUCUACCAGCACGGCGAGAGCGGUGCGAAGGAUGGUGAAUAUGACCCUAAGACCGCCGGUUACAACGGGCGAGGCGGUGGUCAUGCCCGUGGUGACCGCGGUCGUGGCCGUGGCCGUGGUGGAUAUGGUGGACGAGGACGCGGCCGGUCCGAUUUCUCGUCGGCAGGACCUAAUGAGGACCAGUCGGUUACGACGAUUGUGGUAGAACAGAUCCCCGAGGAGAAGUUCAACGAAGAAUCUGUGCGCGAGUUCUUUUCUGAAUUCGGCAACAUCGUGGAGGUCUCAUUGCAGCCCUACAAAAAGCUCGCUUUGGUCAAGUAUGAUACCUUCCCCGAAGCCAAGGCCGCGUGGUCGAGUCCCAAGGUCAUUUUCGACAACCGUUUCGUGAAGGUUUACUGGUAUAAACCAAGCCGGGAAGAGAACAACCACGCACAGCCCGAAGCACCAGCUUUCAACCCAGAAGAAUUCGAAAAGCAACAAGAAGAAGCCCAACGGGCCCACGAGGAGAAAAUGAAGAAACGACAUGAAACCGAGGCAGCUAAGCAAGCCCUCGAGCGGCAACGCGAUGAGCUCCUCAAGAAACAACAAGACGAGCGGGCGCGUCUCAUGCAGCGUCUUGGAGGGUCCGCAGACACAAGCAACGGUGGCAACGCCAUGGACACAAGCAGCGAGCCUGCUGACGAGAACGUGAGCGACGAGACGAAGCAGUUGCGCGCCCAAUUGGCCGCCCUCGAGGCGGAGGCCAAGAGUCUGGGUCUCGACCCUGAGGCUGACCCUGCAAGCGCAGGCCGCGGUGGCUAUCGCGGUCGUGGAGGAUACCGCGGUCGAGGCGCAUCCCGCGGACGCGGUGGGUAUGAUCCCUCGUUCCGUGGGGGAUACCGUGGACGAGGUGGAUUCGGAGCUCGCGGACGAGGAGGUGUCCUCCGGUUGGAUAACCGACCUCGCCGUGUUGCUGUGUCAGGCGUUGAGCUCAACUCUGACAAGGACGAGGCACUUCGUCAGCACCUGAUGGGCAUCGGCGAAUACGAAUCUAUCGAAAGAAACCCAGACCAACCCAACUCGGUCGUGGUGGCCUUCAAAGAACGCUUCCAAGCCGAAAAACUCAUGUUCUCCCCCUGGAACAUCCCAUCCGUCGGCGACGUCCAGCUAACCUGGAUGCCCAACCCGCCCAUCACUUUCCCUCCCGCCGGAUCAGCAGAGUCCAAGGGUCCAGGUGGGUUUGACCACAACGAACCCGAAGACACGCCGAUGUCUUCGGCGCCACCAGUUAACGCUGCGCCGCCACGGGAUAUGGAUUACGAUGUUGCCGAGGAUGAUAGUUGGGGUGCAGAGUAA
Penicillium canescens is the source of this 2091-nucleotide messenger RNA. Its product is annotated as CCCH zinc finger and RRM domain protein. Gene Ontology annotation, biological process: mRNA processing. Gene Ontology annotation, molecular function: metal ion binding; RNA binding. Gene Ontology annotation, cellular component: nucleus. The transcript is spliced from 5 exons. The record is from RefSeq and is a predicted model, not a curated record. NCBI's taxonomy places the organism in Eukaryota, Fungi, Ascomycota, Eurotiomycetes, Eurotiales, Aspergillaceae. The coding region runs from base 1 to 2091 and encodes 696 amino acids.